Messenger RNA from Eremomyces bilateralis CBS 781.70, 900 nucleotides. Its product is annotated as NAD(P)-binding protein. The record is from RefSeq and is a predicted model, not a curated record. The transcript has a single exon. Gene Ontology annotation, molecular function: oxidoreductase activity. The coding region runs from base 1 to 900 and encodes 299 amino acids. Lineage: Eukaryota; Fungi; Ascomycota; Dothideomycetes; Eremomycetales; Eremomycetaceae.
AUGGCCUCAAACGAUCCACCCAAACUCAACAAUGAGGACUUUACCCUUCAAAACGUCUUCAACGUCAGAGGCAAGAUCGCCCUUGUCACUGGCGGUGGCUCCGGCAUUGGUUUAAUGGUCACUCAAGCCCUAGCUGUCAAUGGUGCGAAAGUCUAUAUUGUCGGCCGGACCGAAGAGAAACUCGAGCGCGUUGCAGAGAUAUAUGGAAAGAAUAUUUCGGGGCAGAUCAUCCCUUUCAACGCCGAUGUAUCGAAAAAGGAGGCUAUUGCGGCCAUGGCAAAGGAGCUGGCUUCCCGUGAGAAGCGCCUUGACAUUCUAGUGAAUAAUGCUGGAAUCGAUGGAGCAACUUUCCAGACCGAAGCAACCUCUGCCGAGGAGAUGAAGAAGAAUCUUUUUGACCACGAUUCUGCCACUGUCGAUGACUGGAUGUCCGUCUAUCAGACCAACGUCCCGCCGCUCUAUUUCACCACGUUUGCCCUUCUUCCUCUACUCCAAAACGCCUCGCAGAUGGAGCACGGCUACUCCGCCACAGUCGUCAACAUCACCAGUAUCUCCGGAAUCGUCAAGACGGCACAGCACCACUUCUCUUACAACGCAUCCAAGGCCGCUGCCGUCCACCUGACCCGCAUGAUCGCCAAUGAGGUCGCUAGGAACGGCCUAAAGAUCCGGGUCAAUGCCAUUGCACCUGGUGUGUUUCCAAGCGAGAUGACAGCGGGCAGCAGCGGGGAGAACCAGAAGAGCGCAAUACCGAAGGAGAAGUAUGAAUCGAAAGUACCCGCCGCCCGGCCGGGGAACGACCGAGACAUGGCCGGUGCGGUUCUGUUCGCUGCGUGCAAUCAGUAUCUGAAUGGGCAGAACAUCGUCGUGGAUGGUGGCUAUACCCUUGCUUCUGGGCUGUAA